UGUGGCUUUAGGGAUCAAUUGCAAAGUGAGUGAAACGGCUCCGGACUCAAAUGUAUUUUUGUUGCAGUAGAGUCCGCGUUAUCUCAACAACCAUUCCAGUGGGAUAAGACCAGUGGGUGGGACGGCUACGUGAAGUGGGUGGGUAUAUUGCCACGGAAAUGCGGGGAAGAAAACCCCACUUUACGAGCUUUACGCGCGGGGCGGGCCUUUCAUUCAUGCGCGUCGGGGGGUGUUUGCCACUCAGUCAAAGACAAUCAAGAGAUGUUUGAGUUUCCGUGCGCAGGGACCACGGAGCCAAAGCGCACAGCGGUUUCACCCCUCCUCCAGUUCCACCUCCGAUCCGCCCGGACUGCGACCUGCGCCGGCUUCUAACGCACACGGAGCCACGGUCCACCCGAGGAAUCUCUUUUCGGGUUUGAAAAGGGAAACGGAUCAUGCGAUUUAUUCCUGCCGGAAGGAAGAAGGAACAACUAGGACAGACCUGUUGACGAUGAUGGAUUACUCAAAGGCGCAAAUGUCGAGCUUAUCCGAGGCGGGCAGUUCAGUCGGGUGUCCACAGGCCAGUAAUGCUGGGGUUAAGCUGGAGGCGGUGAUGGAGCAGCUGCAGAGACAACAUGGGGCCAAACUGGAGAUGAACCUUCAAGAGAAGCAUCUUCUUCACGCCCAGCUCCUGCUUGCUCAACACGCUGCUGCAGCGAGGGCCUCUGACUCCUCAGUGGAUCAGACCUAUCAAGCAGACCACCAGUCUUUGAACGGCCGUAUCACCAGAAUGGAUCCAGAUGAGGAAGAUGAAGACUCUGAUGAGGAGGAGCCGGAAAUGGUAGAGACCGAGGAGAACGACGAGGUGGAAGAGGGGGUAGGGGAGGUAGGGGACGGGCCUCCUCAGCAAGUGAAGAAGCCUGGGUUCCAGCAGGUCGUAGGCUUCCCUUUGACUCCCUACUCCACAGCUCACUCGUCUGCUGUGAAGGAAAUGUCAGAAUCUCCGCCUUCAGCCAUAAAACAGGAGCAGGAGGAGAAGGCGCUUCUGUCUCCUGCAGGAAAACCCAACUUCACCUCCCCCAACGGCUCGGCUGAUUGGGGCUAUGAUGAGCCACUGAGACAAAGAGGGAAUGGCAUGUGGGCUGAGGAAAAUGAAGGCGGAAAAAUAAGAGGAGAACCAUCCAGGGACUUUGCCAAGCUAUAUGAACUGGAUAAUGACCCACAACGGAAGGAGUUCCUUGAUGACCUCUUUGUCUUCAUGCAGAUACGAGGAACUCCUGUGAACCGCAUCCCCAUCAUGGCAAAGCAGGUGCUGGACCUGUACAAGCUUUAUAAACUUGUGACAGAGAAGGGAGGCCUGGUGGAGGUGAUCAACAAGAAGAUUUGGAGGGAGAUCACCAAAGGUCUCAACCUCCCCACAUCCAUCACCAGCGCGGCCUUCACCCUCCGCACCCAGUACAUGAAGUAUCUUUACCCAUUUGAGUGCGAGAAGAAGGGUCUGAGUUCUCCAGGAGAGCUGCAGGCCGCCAUCGACAGCAACCGCAGAGAAGGUCGACGUCCCAGCUACACCAACAGUCUAUACCGCUACUCGCCCUCCCCCAGCUCCACUUCACUGGCCCUCCUCUCUUCCCCCACCAUGCAAACCCCCCCGACCGGACACAACGGCCUGAGUACGUGCGCCACCUCAAAUCUCAAGAGAAACACCGAUGAGCUGUCCACCCCUGUGUUGCCAAGCCGACCCCAUGGCCGGCAGCAGCAGCAUGCACAAGCUGUGUCGUUGGAGCAGUUCAGAGAGAGGCUGGAGAGAGGAGCUGGAGGAAGUGGAGGAGCUGGAGGAGCUCCUGGAGGUGCAGGAGCUGCUGCAGCCAACGGUCCAGAGAAGAAAAGGAUGCGGAUGGCGGAGGAGCAGCAGCGCCUCAUGCAGCAAGCCCUCCAACAAAACUUCCUGGCCUUGGCAUCUCAAUUCAACCCUAUGAACCACAAACUGAACAAUGGACACGAGAGCAAACAGGAUUUGUCUCUGAGUCUCUCCACUAAUGGAGCAGCAAGUAUCAGUGUGUCUGUGGAGGUCAAUGGCACCGUUUACUCAGGAAUGCUGUUUGCUCAAAAGUCAGCUGCUCCUAUAGGGUCACAGAACGUAACUAUGGCAGGAACGAAUGGUUUCAGUGCCAUGUCCUCCUCGCACAGUCCCUCCUCUUCAUCUUCGUCUUCCUCCUCAAAGGGACCACAUUAAGCCUCGCUGGUCUUUAAAUCUUUCUAAAUAACAAAUAAUACAUUUGCAAUAUGCAUACUUCUCUGGUCAGGCAUGAACUAUACUGCUUUUUACUUGUACACCUCUAGUUGUACUAGUUGACCUCCUGUUUCUUCACUCAAGCAGUGCAGUCUUUUUUCCAUUUUUACAAUUUAAUGUGCUUCAUAUUUGUCAAGGGGACAUGGCUGUUUGACCUGAAAGGCGUGCACAUUAAACAUAAUUUAAAUUCAGAUCAUAGUGACCUGUUAGAAGCUUUUCUGUAUUAUAAUGUGGCAUUCGUGUCUAAAGGGCGUUACAAGGUUUGUUCAGAAGUGUCUUUAAAGCCUUGUUGUCCAAUGCAUUUAUAGCUUAUUAUAAUAGUUGUAGCUGCCUUUUCCCAUGUAGAAAAGUGUGGUCACCAAAAGUGCAGCUUAAGAAGACCAAAAAAGCCUUCGCUCAAUGUCAUAGCUCCCUUCUGUAACAACGUUUCUGAAGCUGUUUUGUACCUUUUGUAACCUCAUAGUUUAUUUUUUUUCAUAGCAGCUUUCAGGGAUUAUCUAAAACAUUGAUUUUUUGCAGUUUGGUUGAAAUUGUGUAUGUACUGUAUUGUGUUUUCAUUUAACACUUAUUUAAUCAUUUGGCUUCGCCUCAAAAUUUCCAGAACCUUUUUUUUUUCAUGUCAGUUUUGAAUUAAAAAAGGCCAGAAAGUUGCUGGGAAUUUUAUGUAAGAUGAAGUAAUUCAACAUUUACCUGAAUUGACUUCUUAUGUUCCUAAGUAUCUGGAUUUAUUCUGGACCCAGGAAUGUACUCUGGACUUGUCCAUGUUAAACUAUAUCUCACUAUAUAUUUGCAUAAACAAAGAGAAUGUAUCCCUAUCGACCUCAAGAUUUUGACAAGUGAACACUGAAACAGUUCUACCUCAUUCCUCUAGAGAAAUAUGCAAUACUUAAAGCAGUGUGUGGUGGAUCAGCCAUCUGCUGGAAUAUACCCUAUGUGGACAAUCAAGUAGACCUAUCAAUCAUGCAGACACAUGUCACUGUGAACUUAAAAUCAGGAUUAUGUUAAACUCUGUUUUGGUCUUUGGUUAGAAAUUGUAUUUCUUGGACAUGUGCUCAUGAAGAAUAAAAUAAUAUUGUGUGCUGUAGAAAGACUUCUUUUUUAGCCUC
This is a messenger RNA of Gasterosteus aculeatus aculeatus (three-spined stickleback), 3375 nucleotides long. RefSeq names its product AT-rich interactive domain-containing protein 3B. Gene Ontology annotation, cellular component: nucleus. Lineage: Eukaryota; Metazoa; Chordata; Actinopteri; Perciformes; Gasterosteidae. Gene Ontology annotation, biological process: regulation of transcription by RNA polymerase II. The record is from RefSeq and is a predicted model, not a curated record. Gene Ontology annotation, molecular function: DNA binding.